Molecule: messenger RNA, 1029 nt
Organism: Pseudovirgaria hyperparasitica
Lineage: Eukaryota; Fungi; Ascomycota; Dothideomycetes; Acrospermales; Acrospermaceae
Product: Mov34/MPN/PAD-1 family protein
Exons: 2
Coding region: 1-1029 (342 amino acids)
Biological process (GO): protein deneddylation
Cellular component (GO): COP9 signalosome; cytoplasm
Molecular function (GO): metallopeptidase activity; protein binding; deNEDDylase activity
Source: RefSeq, a predicted model, not a curated record
AUGGCAAAUUCGUUGAAGAACUGGGAGCUCCAGAACGCUGUCAAACUUAUCGAUCCUCAUCGCGAUGCUCUCUACGACUACGACGACAAAGCCGCGAAGGCCGUAAACGAAUCAAAGCCAUGGAAGUCAGACGCCAACUACUUCAAGAAUAUCCGCAUCUCAGCAGUUGCAUUAUUGAAGAUGGUCAUGCAUGCUCGAUCAGGAGGCAGUAUUGAGGUCAUGGGCUUGAUGCUAGGCUAUAUCGCAGGUGACACAUUCAUCGUAACGGACUCAUUUCGACUACCAGUUGAGGGCACUGAAACGCGGGUGAAUGCGCAGGAGGACGCCAACGAAUAUAUCGUUAACUACCCCGAAGCUGCGCGCCAAGCAGGCCAGCUGGAGAAUGCUGUUGGGUGGUACCAUUCUCAUCCUGGUUACGGCUGCUGGCUGUCUGGCAUCGACGUUGGAACACAACACACCUGGCAGAUGUUCCAAGAUCCAUUCUGCGCUGUAGUCAUUGAUCCAGAUCGUACUAUAUCCGCCGGCAAAGUUGAGAUCGGUGCUUUUCGAACCUACCCUGAGAACUAUAAGCCGGCGAAGAUGGGCGGUGGCGACGGAUUUCAGACGAUACCAUUGGACAAGAUGCAGGACUUUGGCGCUCACAGUGAGCGAUACUACCCGUUAGAGGUGACCCACUUCAAGUCGCAGCUGGACGCAAAGAUCCUAGAGGCGUUAUGGAACAAGUACUGGGUUGGUACCUUGUCGCAGUCUCCACUCUUUACAAAUCGUGACUACGGUACUUCACAGAUGCAGGACCUGGCGCGGAAAAUUAUGCAGGUUGAACAAGGAGUGAAAAACCACUCCUACGGACCUCAGGUGCGGCCAAGUACGACAACAUCAAAAGACAAGGAACUCGAAAAGCUAGUUAGAGCAGGGCACAAGCUGGCUACAGAAGAGAAAAUCGGCCUUCUGGCGGCCGAGCUGAAAGAUCGCGUUUUCAAUGUCCAGCCAGAACUUACGCAGGUCCCGGACCUUGAUAUGAACGGAUAG